AUGGACCCUAUCCCUCCAAGCGAUCACAUCAAAGUUGAGCAGCAUGGAGCUGUCUUUGUUGUAACCUUGCAGAAAGCGCCCGAAAACCGGUUGACUAUGCAACUAUGUCAGACCCUCGUUGAAACCUAUCGGUGGAUCGAAAUGCAGCUGUCGCGGGGAAAACAGGAGCCCGAAGGCGCCGUAAUUCUGCAAGGGACCGACGAUAAAUACUUCUCGACAGGCCUUGAUCUCGACGAGCGAGAAACAAAUCCAUUUGCCAGCACAGAUGGGUUCUACCCACUCCUUCGCACAAUUCUCGACUUCCCAUUUCCAACAAUUUGCGUAGUCACCGGGCACGCCUUCGGCGGCUCCGCCGUCCUCACCCUAGCCCACGACUACCGAAUCAUGAACUCAGAGCGCGGAUUCUGGUCAAUGCCACCGGUCAAUCUCGGCCUUCACUUCGACGGCAUAGGCUCAUUACUUCGCGUCAAGCUGGAGCCCAAGGUCGCUCGGAAAGUGCUAUUGGAGGCGCACAGGUUCACUGGGAAAGAGGCUCUCGCUGAUGGUAUUGUUGAUGCGGUUGCGACGCCACAGGAGAUGCGGCCUGCUGCUUUGGCUUUGGCGGAUAAAGUGAAGGGAAAGGCCAGGAUGGGCGUGUAUGCUCUUUUGAGGACCGAGUUGUAUGGUAAGGCGCUACGUGCUUUCCAGGGGAUUAGCCAUGUUCAUAGCCGGGAGGUGUCAAGGCAGCCGAAGGUAAAGUUAUAG
Penicillium bovifimosum is the source of this 744-nucleotide messenger RNA. RefSeq names its product enoyl-CoA hydratase/isomerase family protein. Gene Ontology annotation, cellular component: peroxisome. Gene Ontology annotation, molecular function: delta(3)-delta(2)-enoyl-CoA isomerase activity; enoyl-CoA hydratase activity. The record is from RefSeq and is a predicted model, not a curated record. Bases 1 to 744 code for a protein of 247 amino acids. Gene Ontology annotation, biological process: fatty acid beta-oxidation. NCBI's taxonomy places the organism in Eukaryota, Fungi, Ascomycota, Eurotiomycetes, Eurotiales, Aspergillaceae. The transcript has 3 exons.